Maylandia zebra (zebra mbuna) is the source of this 10206-nucleotide messenger RNA. RefSeq lists its product as uncharacterized. Lineage: Eukaryota; Metazoa; Chordata; Actinopteri; Cichliformes; Cichlidae. The record is from RefSeq and is a predicted model, not a curated record.
ACAUCUAUAUCUAUAUCUCUUACCUAACUCCUCCUAGACACAUUAAUUAAUCUGGAGGAAGUACAUUAUAUUAACUGCCUGGGGUACCAGGAUAAUACACAUCGUUAAAGCUUAUGGGAAUUAUUUUUAGAACACUCAUAUCCUAAUUAGCUGAUCUCAAAACAUACAUGUACACUGUUCACAAUACGUGUACGUUACAUGUAUGUGUAUAUUGUUCACAUUAUGUAUAUGCUGUUUUUUGUAAAUAAAACAGUUUUUAGUGCAGUGGCACUUUGGGAUUUAAUGAACAUAAAAAUAAUAACAUGAUAACAUUAACAUACAUGUCUGAGUUUCCAUACAUGAGCAAAGUGGACAAGCACUGUAGGCCUAGCAAUAAAAUAUCCAUAGGAUAGGUUUUUGCGAGUAAUUAAAUAUAUUUACAGGAGCAACAAGACCUUUACCUGAAAUUAGGUAAAUACUGACAACAUCCUGCUUGUUUUUCAAUGCAAGCUGUACUAAUGUAAUGCCUUAGCAUCAUGUAUACAUUUUAGCAUGUAUUUUCUUCUUCUAUCAAAAAAUGUGUCGUAUUUAUUGACCUCUGGCCUCCACCAAAUGUUCCACUGUGCGGUCCAGCCCACAUUUAGCUCUGUCUCAUGCUGACAGCCAGUAUCAGGCAUGAAAUGGUUGUUGGGCAAGACAGUCUCAGCUUCUUUUAACUUGAUGGAACUAAACUUGAUUCAACACUUCUCUGACGAUGGCUGUGAAAUAUUUACAGCAGGGCACAAACUGGGGAGGGCUCGGGAAAGCGAGGGGCAGAGGCAUGAGUUUAAAGUUGCAGACUCAGUAUCUGCUUUGAGUGUCUGACCAUGGGGAGUACUUAAAUUAGUCUCUUCCCUUUACCCACAGGCUGGCACUGACAAGGACGUGCAAGGGAACAAACUGCCUGUGGGUCCCUUUUCUGUACUAAUGGCGCAAAGGAUGUUGAAUGAAGGUGGGCAAGAUGGCCGAUCAGUCCUGGGAAUGUUGGAGGUGCAGGUAGAGCGGGACCCCAAGACAGGUGCCACCAUCGUUAGGUCAGUGGCUCCUGUGUCCACACCAGCUGGUGCUCCAAAGGCUACCACUGUCUUUGACGACGGCAGGAGGAGCAUCCACACUAUCAGUGGGUCAGCAGAUCAACCCUCGUCAAAAGAGCUCGGGCAGAUCUUGAGUGUCAUCGAUGGGGUCGGGAUGAAAGUGCUGCUGAAUGAAGUCACAGUCACACCAACCAAGACAGAGACAGUAGAAGCUAGCAAAGGCUCAGAGAAAAAAGGCCUGUCGCUUCAUACCCAUCCCAGCACAUCAAAGGAAGACUACAGGCCAUUCGGCGGCUCUAGAAGCGAUGAUUUAGAAGUUGAGCUGAGCAGUGAGAAGUGUGUUGUAAAUGUGGGAAACACAGAUGAUAAAAACACGAUGGCAGUGAGAGACACUUUGGAAAAAGUAGAUAUUGUGGAGAAUCAGAUGUUGGAGGAAAGUCCUGUCACACUUGUGUUCUUGGGAUACGCUGAUGCUACAACAGACCAGAGUCAGAGCCAAGAGGAGCAGGAAGGCAUGAUCACUGUGGAACGAGUGAUAAUCACGGAGGAUGGAGAAGAGCAUGUCUUAGGACCUGAAAUGCCUCCUCCACUUUAUUCACCAUUAGACCAGGUAGCAGAGCAAGGCACCGGGAAAGAGUCCAAAGAUGAAGCAGUUCAGGUUAUUCCCUCGGGUGGAAACGGAGCUGGAAUCGAUGUGCAGGCAGAGGAAGGUGAUAAAGAGUCACAUAAUACAUCUCCACCAGGCAUAACAGAGGGAAAAGGCAGUUCUACGCACAGGAGCUGCCGGUGUUGCUCUGUCAUGUAAGAAAUGGUUGAAGAAAGACUCCCUGUAUACCAUGUAUACACUGCUUCCUUUAUAUGUUGCUUUAUAUGAGUGGGUUUAAUAGCAUACUAAACCAUCACCCACCAUUUCACCUCCCCUUGAUAAUAAAAGUGGCACUUAUAUAUUUGUGCAGCUUCUACAAAGCUGAGAACUAAAGUCCACUUCCACCCCCUACUGGACAGAAAUAAGAACUUCAAGCAAGCAAGCUUAUCCAAGAGAAAAACUCCACACUAAAUGUUUAGCCAUGGUUCCUGUAGAAAUGGGGUGGGGAAAUUACUCCAUCCUUUAGCAUGCACAUCUUAAUGCUUAUGGUGUCCCUCACUGUUUCUGGUAUGAAAAAUACCCUGCAACUGAGGCCUGAGAUUUUGAGUGUUUCUGUGUUUUGAUGCAUCACCUUUACACGUUGAGUUUCUUAAGACGGAUUCAGAUUCACCAUUUCUGUGUAAAAAUCCAAACAUUAACAUUUUGAGAAAUUAUCUCAUUCUUGCUCAGAGUUACAUGAGAAACAUUACACUUUUUUAAUGUCUGUGCAGUCACUGUGAAACUAAAACCAGCAUCUGGUUACUGCUGCGCUCGGGCUGCAGAUAACCUCGCUGACAUGGCAACAAGACAUUUUUAUCUCUCAGUUUCAAACACUGAUUAGGUGUUAAUUAGAAGUUCUGGCUGGCAGAUUUUUUUUUUUAAACUUCCUGGCAGUUUGGCUUGUUGGUUUCACGUUCAUGCCAAGUUAAGAAAAUUGGUUUGUAGAAUUUGUCUAAUAUUUUUCUGAGGCACUGAUCGUCUCAUCUAAUUCUUGGGGAAAGAAAGUAAAUAGUAUACCGCCCACCAUCUUGAACUAUGCCUUCACUAUUUUAGAACUGAUAUAUACAUUAAAAAUACUUCUAGAAUUGUUUGAAACACUUUAAAACCACAUUGGCAAUACAAGAAGAACAACAUGUUCUUCUUGUAUAUUCACUGUAGAAAAUCUGGAAAUCACUGUCUUUAUCUGACCUUUGUUUGAUUUUUUUUUCUCACUGAAUUUAGCUAUAACACUGAUUUAUGGCAGUGGAUGUUAAACAGGAUAUGUUGUAAUAUGACAGAUUCCAGUUGGUGUAGUGAUCGAGUUUUACAAUUAGAUUUGAGAUGUACUCACAAUUUCACACUAAAGCAGUAAACAUGCAGACCUCCCAUAUUUGCUUCUGUAUCAUACACCGAAAUGCAUUUUUUUAAAAUGGAGAUUUUCCAGCGCAGUUUUGUGACUUUUAAAAUCACGACUUUAAAUUGUGAAUUUUAAUUCACGUGACAUCUUUGUAUUUCUAAAAUUUCCUUUAUUUAAGGUGUUUACGUGUGUAAAAACAGUAAUUACACCAACAACAAAUACUGACCACUGCUGUAGUACAAUUAACCAGGUGUAAAGUUGCAGAAAAAUACUUUAAUUAGUUCGAUUAUUGUGUAAUUUAAUGUAAAAAUCUUGUACAUUUGAUGCAUAUUUAACAGGAUAAAAUAUGGCAGCAUACUUUCAUUUAUAUGUUCAAAAAAUGUCAAAAUCAAGUUUAUAAACUAGCAAAUGGGUUUAUCAUUAUGAAAAUAUCCAGUUAAUUUGAGACUAUUAUGUUACAUAAGCUGUUAAAUGUAACUUUACAUCAAAAUGUUGAAUAAACAACAGAUCUUCACAUUUAAAGAAGGUAAGCCCACAUAUGAAAUGAUUGGAUUUAUCUUUAUUUAACACCAUAAAAUAUAAUUCCCCAUUGUAAUAUACUGUUAAUUUAUGAUCAUAGUAAGUUUAAUAUGAUUCUUUAUAAAUAACUUCACAUUCAAAUAUGAAAUAUUUCACAGAAGUUUACUGUAAAAAAAAAGUGUGCACUAAUUACAUUGCUGGAUUUAACUUAGAAAAAUCCAUUUUAAAAUGGUUAACCUUGAUUAUGAUAUUAUUAUUAUAGUUAAAACAAGCUGCUGUCAUAUGUAAUAUGUUUCUUACCACAUGAAAUUAAUGGAUGGACAUUUUUAAAAUAUGCUGUUAAUUAAAGAUCACAUUUAAAAAAACGCAUUAAACCUUUAUUUUAAUAAGGUUAUCAGAGUAACAGUAUUUUGCCUGCAGCAUUGUGGUCAAAUGACGAAUCAUGAAAUGAUGAGUUUGCUUUAUAAUGCCAUCAUCAAACCAUUAGGAACCUGGUGCAAAAAUCACACACAUACAAAAAAGACCUACUUGUACACUCCUAAACUAUCGUGAUGAAUCAGAUGAAUGUUUCAGUCCCAUGAAUCAGAUCUCGUUCAAAUACAGACGAGGUUGGAAGGAACUGAUGAACAGUUGAAGAACAGUAGAAAUUUGCAAAGAGUGUGUUUAUGAUAAUACAUUUGCAUUUGGAGCCUGUUGCUACAUAUUGAUAUGAGGGUGAAUUGAAAAAAAAAACCCACAUAAAUUUGUAUGGAUCCAUAGUCAAUGGUAUGCUUCGAUGUCAAUAACCUGGUAGCCCUGUUUUUUAGUGAAUGACAGUUUAAAUGGUGAUAAUAAAAAAAAAACCCUUUUGCAAAUGUCUACAUAAUCAACCAACCUACAGGCUGCAAGCACAUGUGAAAGAGUGCAUAAAUUUCAUGCAAGGACCCAUCCUUUCUUUGUACGACAAUGAAACACCAGCAUAAACUGCAUCCUCCAAAACUGGCAGAUGUUCAGUCAGUAGUAGGAUGCAAACAUCAACACAACACCACCAGAAGAUUGUGAUGUGGCCAUAACCAAUGGUCUGACCCACAGAUAAUAUGAAGUACUCUGCUGCCAAAGAAGAACUUCACUACACAUAAGUAAGACAGGGAAUCAUUAACUGUUAGCCACAGACUGUAGGGUCAGUGGGUCUGACUGUAUUUCAAUGUUGAAUCCCGACCUUCAUAUCCCCUGUGGACCUUGAUAUCCCUGCUUGUUCAACAACAAGAAACCAAAAACUGUAUCAUGCAUGAACUCAAAAUGAGGUAAAUAUGACACUGCUGAUAGAAAUUUCUCAUUCCUGUCCCAUAAUGCACUGGGAAAUCAGAGGGAAAAGGCCAAUACAGAACUUGCUGGAGAAUCAUCAGAAUUUUACAUUUUCUUUAACAUCAAGUAAUCUAGUAGAAGUGGUCUGUAAAUGAAUGGUUAUCUUAAAAAAAAAAAAACACCUGUAAACAGCUCAAUCAGGAAAAACAGGGACUCCAAGUCUGACAUUACAAAGAUUCAAUUUAUGAGGCCCCCUUUAAUCUGAUGCAUGUGCUUUAACUCAGAGAACCAAAAUCGGCUGUGUUAGCUUAGCUUAGCUUUACCAGCAAUUUGUACUGGAAUGGGAGAAAUUCCUUCAUGUGUUCAGCCAUGGAGUAACAACCACCGGGACAGAUCGUAAAUAAUAUGGGGUCACCUUAAUGGGUUCCUGAAUGAAAGAAGAAAUUUCAUUCACGUAGACACCUUUUCUGAUUUUAUUAAAGAAAUGGAGGGCAAAUGCAAGCUACCUGAGGGAAAAAAGAGCUGGAGUACGAAAACGAAAAUAUUGAAGCAACAGAAGGCAGAUGUGACUAAAGUUAAUGAUGCACACAUCCAAGUUGAAGUACUCAAGGAGCAGAAGGAAUUUGAGAGUAAGAAACAUCUGGAAGAGAUAAGAACUGGAGCAGAAAUACAAAGAUCUGGAGGAGAAGGAUAAACUUCUGCAGAAAAAACAUCAGCUCCAGGAGAAAUGUAUGCAGCCUUAAAAGCCGGAGAACAUAAAAAGUCAGUAUGCACAGCUGGAGGAAAAAAAUAAACAGCUGGAGCUCGAACACCAAAUAAUGGAGAAAAAGAUCCAUCUGGAAGUAUCAGAACUGGAAACAAAGUUAAAAGAUGCACACAUGAUCAUUGAAAUAGAGGAUGAUUGCAAGAAAAAUCUGGAAAACUGGAGGAAAUGCUGAAAUAUUCAAAGAAAAGAACUGGAAAAUGAGCGCAAAGAAAUGGAGAUCAAAAAGUUUGAGUUGGGUUGGCGAUGUGUCAGGUUCUUUAAUCAACUCCCCAGCUUGAAUAAUUCUGUUGGGUUAUAGUUUGGGUAGCUUUGAUCAAAUAUUAGUUCAAACUUUUACUAUCAUCCUCCAUCUAUCAGCCACAUCUUGCUAGCGCUGGUUCAUGUUAUAGCAGUCUUCAUAUAAAAAUGUGUUAAACAAAAAGAAAGAAAAAUGCUGUUGCUAGAUAGCCAAGCUACAUUCACUACAUAAUGACAUUUGGGGAAAGCACUGCUUUCAUCUAAUUCUUGUAUUUACAGCAUUAAAGUAGUCUUUAGCAGUUUUAUCAACUAAAUAAACACUGCAUAUCUGUGAACUAAUCAUAAGUUAUCUACAGUAUUUUUGCAAGAAGCAAAAUGUUUCUGUUUAAAAAAUGACUUUUUUGAUGUUAAUUCAUCAAAGUUGUGUAAAAAUCACAUGAAGCAUUCUGUUACAUUACAUACAUUGGGGGAGUGGGGGGUUGCUGUGUAGGACCAACGACAGUAUUUACCAAGAGUCAGACUCCAUAUUUUCACUUUGCAGCAGGUCAUUCAGCUCUUUGGGCUCACUCACUGCAGGUCAUUUGAACUGUGUGCUGCUGCUUAAAGAUGCGGAUUUUGUUUGUUCACAUGACAUAGAGUAGAGAAGGGCACAUGAGCUAAGAAGAUGAGCUGGAUCAUUCAUAUUUCCAUUGAGGUUAGUACUAUCACGCACAGGGGAAGACCACAGCACUGCAAUCAGGCAACGCAGACAGAACACCACAAACUGCUUCAAAGACGUUUCAACAUGGAAGCAAGAGGUCCUAGACGCAGCCCUCAAAUUCUACUUUCUGAUGAUGACAGUGGUCUGUGGAUGAAGAUGGAUUCAAACCAUGUGAGCAACCACACAGAGAAUUUUUCAGCGACCUCUGAAGACAAAAUCACAACGAUCUCUGCUGCUCCCACUGCUAUAAUGAGGUACUACAGUGUGAUGGAUGAUGAAGGUGCAGAUGAUGUCUUCAUCCCUCAACCACCUCCUCCACCUCGCACGGCUACAUCGCUGCCAGCAGAGAAAAGCACAGGUGCAACAGCAAGUAAGUCUGGUGUGACCCUUUCAGUUGACGCAACAGAGGCUGAAGCUAAUCCAAGAGGCUUAGACUUGUCUCAUAGUGAGGAGCAGUUAAUGGUAGCACGAAACGAGCUGGAUGAAGAGGUGACUGCAAGUGCAGUGCAGUUGUCUAUGGCCAACAUAUCCAAUGAACAAGACUCCUCUCCACCAACUUAUCAAGAACAACAAUCCAUGGAUGUGACUGGUUGUCUGAUGGAAACUGGUUAUGAUACAGAUCGAAGACCUUACGGGAAUAACGCAACAGAGAAUGACAAACCAGAGGACAUUGUAAUUAUAAGUGAAGAACAGGGAAACUGCUGGGAAGCCAAUACGGAGGAAGACAGUUACCCAAAACAAACACAUUCAAACCACAGAGAAGACUCUGAGAAUCAGAUCCAUUUAGACAAAGACGGAGACAAAAUAAAACACAAGGACAUUGGUGAUUUUGAUGAAACAGACUUAAAACUAUUAAGAGAAAGUAUAGCUAUCGAGAGUGUGGAGGCAAAUUCCGAUGAUGAUUUCAAGCUCUGUAAAUGCAACCAAAACAGGACCGAUACAGCAACCAGUCAGGCACAGGCUGCUGACUUCCAAACAGAUACGGACAAAGACAAUGAAGAGCAUGAUGACCGUACAUCUUUGGAUUAUAACCUCAUAAAGUGUGACUGUGUGAGGAAAGAAAGCGGCAGCACAGAAAUGCAAGUGCUAUCCAGUUCCAAAGGUUCUGAAGAAAGAGAGACAAUGGGGGAGCAAGAGGAUGGAAGCAGGAAAAUAUCUACUGAUAUCCAACAAGGUGAGCAACUGCUUCAUCGUCUGCAGCUGGUACAGCUACGACAUGAUGUGAAAAUGUCAGAGAACGCUGAUACCCAACAGCAGGCUGUCAUGAUGGAUGAAAAAAAGGGCAUGUUUGGGACUGAAACAGAGAAUAUACCUAGUGAAGAAGAGAGGGAAGAAGGCAGAUUCGAAACUCUUAAGGAAGAUGAAGAAAAGGUGAGCCUGAUGGAAAAGGAAAAUAAUGAGGACAAAGACAUUCAAACAAGAGCAAGGACAUCUUCAUCCACAAUUCCAGGAGAGUCAGAAGAAGACCAGAGGGUUGUCAGAAUAGAUCCGAGUGACUCUAAUGACAAUCAGAGUGAUAGCUGGGAGCCUACAGAUUUGACUCCCAGUAAUCCUCAUGAAACUUCUAAUGAAAUUCCAUUUCUUUCCACUGGACACCGAUUUUCAGCUGCUGAAACCUACAUGGAGAGGCAGCUCCAUGAGGCAGCCCAGGGGAAGCAGAAGCUGCAGAGAGCUGGAGGUGUUUUCAAUCUUGCAGAAAAUCCAGAUGUGCUGGAGAUUCCCUUUAAAACAGAUAUCUCUCUUGAGUCACUCACUACCAAGGUAGGUACAAGCCAAUGCAACGAGUGGCAAUUCUCUGAACAGAAGAUGCUCAAAGAGAUAAGUCAGGAUAUUCAGAGAGAACUAGUGCUGGUCAAUCAAGGUAAAAUCCCAGGGGGGUACAGCAAAGGAGAGAUCCGCCAGUUAAAAGAGACAAAACUGCUGUUUGAAGCCUUCCAGCAGGACAAUCCGGAGGGUCCAACAAGACACCGUAAAUCCCCCACAACUCUGAGGAAAGGUCACAUUUACCCUUCAGUGCUAGAGCGCACACGUAGCCUUGAGAUGUUUUCCCUCAAAACUUGUCCUGUUUCCAGAGCACAUUCCCUCAGGCUGUACCAAUCUGCAAAUCUUGAGAAGGAAAAAAGUCCUGACAGCAUCAGAUCAAAGAGCCCAACUGGAGGGUCACGAGACAAAACUCGCUUAUCCCCUUACCCAAAACAAGACAAAAACAUUCGCCUGUACAGAAGCAUGGACUCUAUAAGCAAUGACUUCUCUACGUUAGCUGUGGAGGGUAAAGCAAAGGCAGCAAAUGCAAACAAAGAGUCUUCAAUCCUCAAGCAAAACCCAUUCUUCAAAUUGCGCCCAGCCCUGGCUCUACAACCAGAGGUAGAGAAGGACAUCCGAGAAGCCAAAGAAAGAGAAGAGGAGCUGCGCAAGCAGAGACGCAGUCUGUAUGGAGAGAAGAGACAGAAUAGUGAAGAUGAACAAAAGUCACAAACACUCCCAACAGACAGCAGGAAACAGUCACGGGGGAAACUGGAGCGGGUUUGGCCACCUCCUUCUAAAAAGGACCAGAUAAAACUGGAGCAGAUAGAGCAGGAGCCAAAAGUUCACCGAGCAGGAGGACAGAAAGCUUCUCUCUGGCAACGCUGGGAGUCCGGCCUGAUCAAUGGGAAGCCGUCAAAAGAAAAGAAGUGAUGUUAUAUGUCCUGGUUCUUGAACACUACAAACAGAAUAUCACCAGCACUAGACUUAUAGUCAAAAUAACCCAAAUUGUUAUGCUAGUCCCAGCUUCAAUACUUCCUCGCUCUUUUAACUCUGCUUUGUAUCUGUGACAAAUAUGCUUUUUUGUAUCUUUAUUAUUAUUUUAAAAAAAAAAUAACAAUACCAGUCCAUAGAUUAUGUUAGGAAAAACUCUUGGACCAAAACAGCCACUGUUCCAGCUGGUCCAGGAAAUGACUUUGUUAGAAUGCUGGCUAGCAUUAGCAGCUACUUCCUGAGAACCCUGGCUAGCAUUAGCAGCAGCUUCCUGCUCUGUCAGAUUUAGAAAGGUUUACACUUUCAGUUGACAGUUCAACAAAAGAAGGGUCCAAUCUUAUGGAACAACAUGGUUUAUACUUUUUUUUAAAAAAAAUAAAUAUUGUACCAUAAACACAACUGUCAGUUAUGUAGACAACACUAUAAAACUAUUUAAGCUAGCCUACUUGUAUGGGGGAAAAAAACUCACAAAAUAUCCUUUGUGAAUGUAGCAUGCCUAAAUCUUCAAGGGUUAACUUAGCAAGAACAAGCAAUAUGAAUAAGAAUUAAAUGAUGGGAUGUAUGGGAUAUAUUCUUGACAAUAUUAAUAAAAGACCAAGCUGCUUCACACUUUUUUUUAGCUUUGGUGAGCCUCUUGGUUUAUGAAAGUCUAUUUCCAAAAUGCCUCUAAGCAGGUUUCAUAGGUUGGAUGCACUGGUUCUGGCUGCUCCAGUCACUGUACAAUGUCUGAAGGGACUCUUUACUAAGCCACUCUUACUCUUGGAUUUACUCUGAGGCCACACAGAGGAGAUUACACUGAUCACAGCUGCUUUUUUCUGUAUAGCUUGAUGUAUCAUUUGUGGGUUUUGUUGCAUAUUUUCUAACAAGCCUAAAGAUCAUCCAAAGACCAGAAAAUCCUAAAUGGAGAAUAAUGAUUAUUCAAAAUAAAUUUAUACCACUUAAUCCAUUGAA